Messenger RNA from Lactuca virosa, 1506 nucleotides. The record is from the annotation of a GenBank genome assembly. NCBI's taxonomy places the organism in Eukaryota, Viridiplantae, Streptophyta, Magnoliopsida, Asterales, Asteraceae.
CCCAAACGUACUCUUAUUCUCGUUGAGACAUAAACCCAUGGAAACCCUUUGAAGAAAGCGGGGGAAAGUAAACAAUGACAGACGACGAUCAAUCGCAGCCGUUGGGAACUAAUCACUCGCCGCAUAAACGCUCUGAAUCUCCCCAUCGGCCAUUGAAAAUCGCAAAAAUCUCCGAAGAAGACGCCGAAGCAGAAUCAGAAGCAGGGGAAAAUAGAACAAUGGGGCAAAACCCUAAUACGAUUCAGAGAUACUUGGUUGCAAUCGAAUACAUUGGAACUCGCUUUUCUGGUGCUCAACAACAAGCACCUAAUUGCAGGACCGUUGUCGGUGUUCUCCAGAACGCAUUUCACAAGUUCAUCGGUCAACCAGUUUCCAUUUUCUGCUCGAGUCGUACAGAUGCAGGAGUACAUGCUUUAUCAAAUGUUUGUCAUGUAGAUGUAGAACGAAUAAGCAAAAGAAAACCAAGUGAAGUGUUGCCACCUUAUGAACCUUCUGUGGUCAAGAAAGCUGUCAACCAUUUCUUACAGAAGCAUGAAGGUGAUAUAACGAUUAUUGAUGUUCGAUGUGUUGCUGCUGAUUUUCAUGCUAGAUAUAAAGCUCAAGAGCGAACUUACUUCUACCGGAUUCUAUCAGGUCCGGAACAUUUAUCGACUUUUGAGAAAGGUCGGGCAUGGCAUGUGGCUGAGGAACUAGAUCUGCCUGCAAUGCAGAAAGCUUGCAAAGUUCUUGUGGGACUUCAUGAUUUCACUUCUUUUCGAGCUUCUGGUUGCCAGGCAAAAUCACCAAUCAGAAACUUAGAUGAACUUAAUGUUAUCGAGGUUUUCCCAUCUCCAUAUUUCCCAUCAGCAAAGGAAAGGGAAAUACAAAAUUCUGCAUGUUCUGAGUCAGAAGGGCAAUCUUGUAAUUUUAAUAAAAAUAAAGUUGAAUGGUCUGUUGGUGAGGCGAGUCUAGGGUUUGGAAUGAGGAGAAGGCACCGAUGCUUUGUGGUUACUGCACGAGCGCGUUCUUUUCUUUACCAUCAGGUUAGGCUUCUUGUUGGUGCUAUAAAAUCUGUGGGUACUGGAGAUUUCACGGUGUCUGAUGUUGAAAGAAUCUUGGAAGCAAAGACAGUAACGGCCAAUGGUCCUAUGGCUCCUGCUUGUGGUCUUUACCUUGCUCAUGUCAAAUACGAUCUCCCAUGAUCUGUUUAUGACAGGUGGCAAAAGGUCUUGUUUGUUACACAUGACAAUUAUUGUCUUUGGUCUGCAUUGGACUGAGACUGAUAUACUCUGUCAAUAGGACAACAAGGACUCCCUCUCAAUCUAACAUCAAAUUCGUACACCAUAAGUAAUGUUAGAAAGGGGGUGUGAUGUUUUGACAUUAUUAAUAAUUUGUAAUGGUAUAGCCAAGUGUAGCAUACCAAAAAGAAUGUUGUUUUGGUGUUUUAUUUAAAUGAGUUUAGGGAAGGAGAGUUGAUAGAUUAUUCUUUUUUGUUCUUGGAUUGGUGGAAUUCACCCUCUUUGGGAG